CGCCAAAAAUUGACAGUUGUUGACAUCUGUUUUUGGUUGUGUUGUGGUUUGUGGUUAUAUUUUAUUUUGAUGAAAACAUUUAUUAUUUCACAAUGGUUUUGCAAAAUACUGGUAAAUAUAGAUCAGAUAGAGAAGAUUCAAGCAAGAAAGAUGCAGGUACUUCAUCAGGAAGCAGAGAAGAAUCAUCAGAAUCACGUAUAAGGAUAGCCUUGGAGAAUGACAAAAUUGACUCGAAAUAUGGAUUUGAUCGCGUACGAGAUGCCAAGGAAAGAACAGGUUACCUAAUAAAUAUGCACACAGCUGAAAUUCUAGAUGAAGACAAAAGGUUGGUGGCAGCGAUGGACUACUAUUUUAUUGAGAUGGACGGAGCCAGGUUCAAGAUAUCCCUGAUGUUCCAACCUUACUUCCUCAUCAUGGCCCGGCAGGAAUGUGAGCAGGAAGUCAUACAGUACUUGUCCAAGAAGUUUGCUGGGACUAUACACAAAAUUGAAAUCAUUGAAAAGGAGGAUUUGGAUUUGCUUAACCACUUAUCUGGUCUUAAACAAAGCUAUAUUAAGCUCUCCUUCAUGUCUCAAAAUGAAAUGAUGAAAGUUAGGAGAGAGAUACUCACAGCAGUUAAUAAGAAUAAAGAGAGGGAGAAAAAAGAUGCUAUUUAUGCUGAGAUGCUGACCAACGCACUGACAAGUGCUGCUGCGUUGGAGUACGCCAAGAAAACCACUGAUCACAUGGAAAAUAUUUUAGAUAUCAGGGAGCAUGAUGUGCCUUACCAUGUGAGAGUAUCAAUCGACAUGCAGAUUUUCUGUGGCACCUGGUACACUAUCAAAAGUCGCGGCACUGAGCCGCCAGUGUUCACCAAACGCGACGACAUCCUGGAACGACCUGACCCUAUAGUACUAGCCUUUGAUAUAGAAACCACAAAAUUGCCAUUAAAAUUCCCUGAUUCACAAACCGAUCAGAUUAUGAUGAUUUCAUACAUGAUUGAUGCACAGGGAUACUUGAUCACCAAUAGAGAGAUCAUUUCUACUGAUGUUGAAGAUUUUGAAUACACUCCUAAACCUGAAUUUGAAGGGCAGUUCAUAGUAUUCAAUGAAGAAAACGAAUUGGCUCUAAUACAGAAGUUUUUUGACCACAUAAUGGAUGUGAAACCCCACAUUUUCGUCACAUACAACGGUGACUUCUUCGACUGGCCCUUUGUUGAGGCGCGAGCAGCGAUACUGGGACUUGACAUGAAGCAGGAGAUUGGCUUCAGUAAGAUCACAGCCCGUGACGGCAGCUACGCCUGCCGCCCUGCUAUGCACAUGGAUUGUUUAUGCUGGGUAAAAAGAGAUUCAUACCUGCCAGUGGGGUCUCAAGGUUUAAAAGCCGUAGCCAAAGCGAAACUCAGGUACGAUCCGGUAGAAUUGGACCCUGAAGACAUGUGUCGCAUGGCGGCUGAACAACCACAGGUGCUAUCCAACUAUUCAGUGUCUGAUGCAGUGGCCACAUACUACUUGUACAUGAAAUACGUCCAUCCAUUCAUAUUUGCGUUAUGUACUAUUAUCCCAUUGGAGCCAGAUGAGGUACUCCGCAAAGGCUCCGGUACGUUAUGCGAGUCGCUGCUCAUGGUGCAAGCGUUCCACGCGAAUAUAGUCUUCCCGAAUAAGCAAGUGGAGGAGCUUAAUAAGCUUACUAACGAUGGACACGUGUUGGAGACCGAGACUUACGUAGGAGGCCACGUAGAAGCAUUGGAAUCUGGUGUUUUUCGAGCAGACAUCAAAUGCAAGUUCCGAAUCGUCCCAUCAGCUGUGGACAACCUCAUAUCCACCAUUGAGAAGACCAUGAAACACGCCAUAGAAGUCGAAGAGGGUAUUCCCCUAGAUCUGGUCACCAAUUUCGAUGAGGUGUGCGGCGAGAUCCGCGCCAAGUUGGAACAUAUGAGGGACCACCCGAGGAGGGACGAAAACCCGCUUAUUUACCAUUUGGACGUAGGCGCUAUGUACCCUAACAUCAUUUUGACUAACAGAUUGCAACCGUCAGCGAUGGUCAACACUAGCAUUUGUGCUGUGUGCGACUACAACAAGCCCGGCGCCACUUGCCAGAGGCACAUGGAGUGGAUGUGGCGAGGAGAUUAUCUGCCAGCAACAAGAAGUGAAUACCAAAGAAUACAGCAGCAGUUGGAGACUGAAAAGUUUCCCCCUCUACACCCAGGGGGACCUCAGAGAGCCUUCCAUGCUUUACCUAAAGAAGAUCAGGCCGCGUAUGAGAAAAAGCGGUUAGCGGAUUAUUGUAGAGUGGCGUACAAGAAAACUAAAGUAACUAGAACUGAAGUGCGGACCACGACGAUAUGCCAAAAAGAAAAUUCCUUCUACGUCGACACAGUACGAGCUUUCAGAGACCGUCGCUACGAAUACAAAGCGCUGAACAAACAGGCCAAAGCGAAAGUGGCCGAGGCCGUGGCGAGUGGCGACGCGGCCGAAAUCAAGUCGGCCAAGAGUCGGGAGGUCCUCUAUGACUCGCUGCAGUUGGCCCAUAAGUGCAUCCUCAACUCGUUCUACGGCUAUGUUAUGAGGAGAGGGUGA
This is a messenger RNA of Ostrinia furnacalis (Asian corn borer), 2558 nucleotides long. RefSeq names its product DNA polymerase epsilon catalytic subunit A-like. Gene Ontology annotation, molecular function: single-stranded DNA 3'-5' DNA exonuclease activity; DNA binding; nucleotide binding. Gene Ontology annotation, biological process: base-excision repair, gap-filling; DNA replication; mitotic cell cycle. The transcript is spliced from 15 exons. Gene Ontology annotation, cellular component: epsilon DNA polymerase complex. The coding region runs from base 93 to 2558 and encodes 821 amino acids. The record is from RefSeq and is a predicted model, not a curated record. NCBI's taxonomy places the organism in Eukaryota, Metazoa, Arthropoda, Insecta, Lepidoptera, Crambidae.